GGUGCUGGGUUGCCGCUGCACAUACAUGUCCAAUUAGCUUCGUUGAGCUAGCUAUUCAGGGACAUCUCUGGCGGCGGACUGCUGUGACCGUGCCAGACAAGGAUCGGAGCUCAGUGCAAUAACCAUGACGACAGAAAUCUCCACCUUCAUAAACAUCAAGGAGCCUCGAUGGGACCAAGGGACGUUUAUGGGCCGGGCCAAACACUUCUUCACCGUUACCGACCCCCGCAAUGUCCUGCUUACCAACGAACAACUAGAGAAUGCAAACAAAGUCAUCAGUGACUACCGGCAAGGGGUGAUGUCCCCCGGGCUGACAGAGGACGAGUUAUGGAGAGCCAAGUACAUCUUUGACUCAGCCUUCCACCCAGACACCGGAGAGAAGAUGAUCCUGAUUGGCCGCAUGUCAGCUCAGGUCCCUAUGAACAUGACCAUCACUGGCUGUAUGAUGACCUUCUACAGGACAACUCCAGCUGUAGUCUUAUGGCAGUGGAUCAAUCAGUCCUUCAAUGCAAUAGUCAACUACACCAAUAGGAGUGGAGAUGCUCCUCUCUCAGUUAAUCAGCUUGGCACAGCCUAUGUAUCUGCUACCACAGGGGCAGUAGCCACGGCUCUAGGACUAAAUGCACUAACAAAGCACAUAUCUCCCCUCGUAGGCAGGUUAGUUCCCUUCGCUGCUGUUGCUGCUGCUAACUGCAUCAACAUCCCUCUCAUGAGGCAACGGGAACUGAAACACGGCAUUCCGAUAACAGACGAGAACGAUAACCGGUUAGGAGAGUCAACGACCGCCGCUAAGCAGGCUAUCUCCCAGGUGGUGGUGUCUAGAAUCCUCAUGGCCUCUCCUGGAAUGGCUAUCCCUCCGUUUUUAAUGAACACCUUGGAAAAGAAAGCCUUCCUAAAGAAGUUCCCAUGGAUGAGUGCACCUAUUCAAGUGGUCUUGGUGGGAUUCUGCCUGGUGUUUGCCACUCCACUGUGCUGUGCACUGUUCCCCCAGAAGAGCUCUAUGUCAGUAAGCCGAUUGGAGCCAGAUCUUCAGGAGAAGAUCCGUGUGAGCCACCCCGGGGUGGAGAGGAUCUACUUUAACAAAGGACUAUGAGUGUCACCGCCAACCCUCCUGGCACUGCCAUACUACCCUCACACCAUCUGUACUGGUGGCAGACACCAACCCCAACCCACCGCCAACCCUCCUGGCACUGCCAUACUUCCCUCACACCAUCUGUACUGGUGGCAGACACCAUCCCCAGCCCACCGCCAACCCUCCUGGCACUGCCAUACUACCCUCACACCAUCUGUACUGGUGGCAGACACCAUCCCCAGCCCACCACCAACCCUCCUGGCACUGCCAUACUACCCUCACACCAUCUGUACUGGUGGCAGACACCAUCCCCAGCCCACCGCCAACCCUCCUGGCACUGCCAUACUACCCUCACACCAUCUGUACUGGUGGCAGACACCAUCCCCAGCCCACCACCAACCCUCCUGGCACUGCCAUACUACCCUCACACCAUCUGUACUGGUGGCAGACACCAUCCCCAGCCCACCGCCAACCCUCCUGGCACUGCCAUACUACCCUCACACCAUCUGUACUGGUGGCAGACACCAUCCCCAGCCCACCACCAACCCUCCUGGCACUGCCAUACUACCCUCACACCAUCUGUACUGGUGGCAGACACCAUCCCCAGCCCACCACCAACCCUCCUGGCACUGCCAUACUACCCUCACACCAUCUGUACUGGUGGCAGACAGCAACAACCCUCUUCCUCAUUCUGUGUGCCAAAGUUAAGUUUUGCUUCUCAUCCUCAACUGUCCUCCUUUCUCCUCCGCUCCACAGACAGAAUCCCUUGUUUCCAUCCUCCCCUCACCCCCUCCCCUCCCCUCACCCUCUCCCCCUAACUAUGAUGCCUACUCCAAAAUUAAGUUAAUUUAUUUGCCAAAUCUCAACAACGGUUUGUGAGACCUCUCAACAAUACACAACCUCUUGACAGUAAUAAAUUAGUGUCAUUUCAGAGAAUAACAAUAUGACAUACAGUGCAUUUUAAUGAAUUCAUAUUUGCCAAAUGAGUGAACUUUGCCAGGUCUGCAUCCCAAAUGGCAUUCUAUUCCCAUAGGGCUCUGGUCAAAAGUAGUGCACUAUGUAGGGAAUAGAGUGCCAUUUGGGAUGGUGUCUACAUUGGUUCCAUGACCAGGGUUUACUCCCCCUAACAUUGAGAUCUUUUAAUGGUCUCCAAUACCCAUUGUUAUGUAUAUUACUGGUGCUUUUGAUGCAAUAUCUUCAUAUAACUGAUAUUUAUUCCAGACUAUCUAUUCUGCUUCCCAAACCAUGCAUGAACAAACCACUCCUCAUCAGUGUGAUAGUACGGCAUAUGGUUGGUUACAGGUGUGUUUCAGACAGUCAACUAGUCUGUCUGUAUCGUCACUUCAGACACAGGAGGUUGGUGGCACUUUAAUUGGGGAGGACGGGCUCGUGUUAAUGACUGGAGCGGAAUCAGUCAAAGGGUAUCAAAUACAUCAAACACAUGUUUUUUUUAUGCCAUUCCGUUUGCUCCGUUCAGGCCAUUAUUAUGAGCCGUUCUCCCCUCAGCAGCCUCCACUGCUUUCAGGGUGGCAUCCUCUGCAUCUGUGUUUCAAAACGAUGGCAAAUCUUAUGUUCAAAGAAAUACCUUCAAGUUUGAUACAGUUUCUGGGGGGGGGGGGCAAAUCUCCCCCUAAAGCAGAAUCCGUCAUGCCGUUUUGCUUCGAAAUGAAAUUAGAGAUCCAUUUCAAGGUGUGGCACAGCGUUAUGAAGUGUUGAGCGUUGUUUCUUGAUAGUGAGCAAAACCUUGCGGUCCUGAAUGACGACCCAGUCAUGAGACAACCCACAGACCUUGCUGAACCAUGUGCCAAAGAGAUGAUGGUAUGUUUGUUUUAUUGUGCUACUCCGCUGCUGUCUCAGGCUAGCUAGACCCACUAGCGGUUCUGAGGGGGGCCGGGGGGGCCAGUUCCCCUGUGACAACAAUUUUGGACCCCCUUGUGGCCCCCCUAAAUGUGGAGUAUUAAAUAAUUUUUACAUAACUCAUUUUUGCUAUCGUUCUUUUUUUACAUCCGUUAUUAGACAAUGGCAACGCGGAACUGUAAUUUAACCCACACAUUUUCUAGAGGGAUGGCUUUAGGCGGAACACAACAGUAUCGUACCACAUGCAAAACGAUAUGACAACAAUAACGUCUAAUGUAACUGGCCCCUCUAACAGUACAACUGGCCCCAGCUUAGCCCCCUCCCAGUUGAAAUGGUCUAGAACCGCCACUGGCUAGACCAUCUCUCAGGCACGUUUGUCAAUCCCUAAUUUAAAAUCUAUAUGACAGAGAAUUUGAGGAAUAGUGAAUGAUUGACCUGCUGAAAGAUUCACUCAAAUGCACUGUUAUGGUGUUAAAACUCGGGACUACAGUAACAUCAGCAAAAACAACAGGUAGUCUACUGGUCCAGUACUGUCAGACAAAAGGAACUCUGGGUAAUAUCAUUACCAUAUACCUUAAAAACACACUUAAUACACAGAUUGCUAUUUUUUAUCCAGUUUAUUCCAGAGUUUAUGUCUAAGAAGUAAAUGGAAGUAAUACUUAAAAAAAAAGUGUUUAAAAUAAUUAUUGUGAACAUUCUGUUUGGUUGAUAAUAGUAUCCUCCUUUUUCAUCGCAUUAUGUUAUUUUUGUAAGGUGUUUUUAAUGUUUUAAGUAUGAAAAAUAUAUCUACCAGUAUUGACUUAUAUGGUUUCUAUAUAAGUAUUUUCAGAGAGAAUCCUGCUGUAGAAGUCGUUCUUACAGAUGGUUUGAAGAGGCUUUAAGCAAUGGAUAAUGUUUCAGUGUAUUUCAGCAGUUAAAUGUAGCAUCGGCAGAUCUAAUUCAAACUGAGGCAUGGAUUCAAUCCAAGGUGUUAUAGAGCAGUGCAUUGGACAGACACUGCACCUUUUAAAGGCAAUGUCUCUGACGUUGAAACGUUCAACGCUGACGGUAAACGCUGUAAACGACGUUAAAGUGGUCUGCUCUAUAACGUGCCUGGGAUUGAAUCACAGUCUCAGCAUCUAUUCAUUGUUUGAUGUUUUUCAUAUGUAAAACUCUGAAUGCUAGAUUUGGAAUAUUGUAAUUGAUGGUUGAUCUGAGAUUCUACACAUUUCUAAUUCUCAGUAUUUCAAACUUAAAGUCCAAUAAGUGACUUAUGUGAUGAAGCACAUUCACGUUCAUUAAUCAAAUAUAUUAAUGUAACUUUGAAAAGCAACAAUUAGUGAGAGAUGAGCACAAUGGAUUCUAAUAACUGAAUAUUUGUCAACCAGCGGACAAUGUAUUUGUGUCUCUUUAACUUGAUGUACCAAACCCCAAGAAAUGCCACACAAACCUGCCCGAACAAACUUUAAUUACUACAAAUUAAAAGUCUUACAUAAAUAUCAAUCAAUGUUUUACAGGCCUUCAGUCUAUCUGCUGCAGUGUCAAUCUGCUGCAAUGUCAAUCUAGCCAAAGUGAUAGAAAUACACUGAAGAGGAAUACGUCAUGACAGUUUACAGUAAUCUAAAUGAAAUGGGUAUUUUUAGGAAAGGGUAUUCUGGAAUCAUGGUAUUUCAUUGGUUUUUUUUGCAGUCAAUUUGGGAUGUUGUAAUGUCUAGACUAACUGGAUGAAAUAAAAAAUAAUGAAGUCUCAAAA
Molecule: messenger RNA, 4661 nt
Organism: Salmo salar (Atlantic salmon)
Lineage: Eukaryota; Metazoa; Chordata; Actinopteri; Salmoniformes; Salmonidae
Product: sideroflexin-1
Biological process (GO): monoatomic ion transport; serine import into mitochondrion
Cellular component (GO): mitochondrial inner membrane
Molecular function (GO): monoatomic ion transmembrane transporter activity
Source: RefSeq, a predicted model, not a curated record